AUGGUUGCUCAUUUCCUAUCUUCUCCUCAAGCUCUGUCUCUCACGAGAAAGCAAGUUCGAGGCAAAAUUCAAAGCUACCUUAGAAACAGAGGCCGAGAAGUUCCAGAAGCUUCUGAAAACGUUCGGAACAAAUAUUUGAAGAGUAGUAAGAGUCAAGUUCUUAAGCUCUUUCCGACAAAUGUGGAUGUGUCGAGACGUAUUCCAUGGAGGCUAGAGAAGAAGAGGAAGGCGAGGCUAGAGAAGAAGAUGAAGAAGGAGAAUAAGAGGAAGAAGCAGGCUCUUGCUGAGUGUGCGUUCAGAGAGAAGAGGAAGAAGGAGAAGGAGGAGAGGAAGAAGAAGGAACAUAUGAGGCAGCAUCUUGAUAAGUUAGAGGUUGAGUAUUGGGGUCGAGUGUGGAAGUCCGAUGGUUUCGAUGAUAGCUUGCGUUUACCUAUCUUCGUUUCGAGAUUAAUGCGAGUUUACAAGUGUGAGAAACCGAAUGAUUGUCCCGUUAUUGUGCGCCUUUAUGCUAAGAUGGGCCUUCAUCAAUACAAUAUGCUGCAGGGAACCAACUUUCAGCUUCGCCGCGUAGAGAAAUACAAUAGGGAAAGUACAUUAUACGGUAGGCCUUGCUCGUAUUAUGUAACUUCGGUCGCAGAGGAUCCUGCUACAGGUUCCCUUGUACCUUUUCAGACUAGUAGUCACGAAAGAAGUAUUAACGUAUUGAAUAUCGGGUUUUAUAUUGCUAGACCUCAAGAUACAGGGGAAAAGGGUACGAUUUGUCAUGAUAGAACUGCACCUGGAUACUUUAAUAGUAGCGCGCCUGAAUGGCCAUCAGAGACUGAUAAAAACAUUUUUCUAUACAUUAUAUUUACCUUGGUGCAGGAACCAGAGCUGAAAGAAAAUGAAUGGAUUCGCCUAUAUUUGGAAGUUGGAUUCCUCACAACCAAUCGUCGGACUCCGGCUCCUGAGCUGUCGGAUUUGAAGAUUGUGGAGGUGAUGGUAGAAACUAAGGAAAACGCGCAGCUGUCGAAUGAGAGACUCAAGGGGUUUAAAGAUGCAACUUUCUUCAUUAAAUUCGAUCAGGACUUGGGAGAGGGUCAGGUUCGUAACCGCCGAGCUGUCAUUAGAAGAACUGUGGAUUUGAGAUCGAAACGCAUGAGUCUCGAUGGCGAUCUGAGUAUCUGA
This is a messenger RNA of Thlaspi arvense, 1167 nucleotides long. The record is from the annotation of a GenBank genome assembly. Lineage: Eukaryota; Viridiplantae; Streptophyta; Magnoliopsida; Brassicales; Brassicaceae.